AUGCAGCUACGUGGAAGAGAAGAUGUCGAAAGCAACACGACGGCCACGCCAAACAACGAGGAUCAAAAUGGUCUAAGUGACCAAGAGGGAGUUGCCAAACAACUCCCGGUUGCACCAGACGGUGGUGCCACGGCUUGGCUUCAUGUCUUAUUGAUGCAUAUUGUCUUUUUCAAUACUUGGGGCGUGGCAAAUGGAUAUGGCGUCUUCCAGGAGUACUACUCCCGAAUGUUGGGACAGACUGAAUCCUCCAUCGCUUGGAUCGGGAGCGUCCAGGUCUUCUUCUUGUUCGCCAUUGGGGUCAUCGCGGGACGUGUAACAGAUGCCGGGUACUUUCACAUCACUUUCACCUUUGGCGUAAUUCUUCAGGUUCUUGGUGUCUUCAUGACAUCGCUUUGUGAGACAUACUGGCAAAUUUUCCUUGCGCAAGCUGUUUGUCUUGGCAUUGGCAAUGGCUGCACUUUUUGUCCCGCACUGUCAAUCCUCUCUCAGUAUUUCCAGAGAUACCGAGCUUUUGCAGUUGGUCUUGCAGCGGCUGGUGCCGCAGUUGGUGGCCUUGUGUACCCUGUGUUGAUACACUGGCUAAUCUUUCAUGACAAUUUCGGUUUCCCUUGGACCUUACGAAUCAUGGGCUUUAUUAUGCUGGCCACAUAUCUACCCUGCAUAUUCCUCUUCAAACCACUUCUUCCACCACGGAAGACUGGCGAUUGGACGGAUAGGUCAGCUUUCACAGAUGUCCCCUUCUUGUUCUUUUCUUUGAGCAUGUUUUUUAAUUUCUGGGGACUGUACUUGGCAUUCUUCUAUCUCGGAACUUUUGCUAGAGACAAGAUUGGCAUCAGUGAGCCGAUUUACGUGCUCAUGGUCCUCAACGGAAUCGGCAUUAUUGGGCGAAUUGCACCCACCAUCAUUGCUGACAGGUGGACUGGCAUGUUGAAUUUGUUGAUCCCCAUCAGCUUUCUUGCCAGUUUACUAGUCUACUGCUGGGCGGCUGUUAGUUCACCUACGGGACUCUAUGUGUUUGCGGUCAUCUAUGGACUACUUGCGGCAGCCCUGCAGGCUCUCUUCCCAGCCGUUGCCACGACCAUGACCCCUGAACCCAGCAGAACCGGUACAAGAGUUGGCAUGAUUCUUGGUUUUGUUAGUUUCGCAAAUCUGACAGGACCGGCUAUAUGCGGUGCGAUCCUCCAGAAACAAGGCGGAGACUACAUUGGUGCGCAAAUGUUUGGUGCCUCAUCCAUUCUGCUUGGUGCGUUUAUGGCUUUGGCUGCGCGUAUUGCCAAAGCCGGGAGUACUCUGAAGCAAAAAGUAUGA
Molecule: messenger RNA, 1308 nt
Organism: Pochonia chlamydosporia 170
Lineage: Eukaryota; Fungi; Ascomycota; Sordariomycetes; Hypocreales; Clavicipitaceae
Product: monocarboxylate permease
Exons: 1
Coding region: 1-1308 (435 amino acids)
Biological process (GO): transmembrane transport
Cellular component (GO): fungal-type vacuole membrane
Molecular function (GO): transmembrane transporter activity
Source: RefSeq, a predicted model, not a curated record